Messenger RNA from Ananas comosus (pineapple), 2969 nucleotides. RefSeq names its product 5'-3' exoribonuclease 4-like. The coding region runs from base 165 to 2687 and encodes 840 amino acids. The record is from RefSeq and is a predicted model, not a curated record. Gene Ontology annotation, biological process: nuclear-transcribed mRNA catabolic process. NCBI's taxonomy places the organism in Eukaryota, Viridiplantae, Streptophyta, Magnoliopsida, Poales, Bromeliaceae. Gene Ontology annotation, cellular component: nucleus. The transcript is spliced from 23 exons. Gene Ontology annotation, molecular function: 5'-3' RNA exonuclease activity; RNA binding.
GAAGUUUCCCCGACCUAAACAGCUCCCGGUGUAAAAUCUCGCCAACGUUCUCCUUUCUUCUCCUCCUCUUCCGGCUCGUCAAAAACCCCUGAACCCUAACCCUAAAAUCCGAGAAAUGAAUCGACAAUAUCGGAGCUAAAACCGGAGGAAUCAAGGAAGAAGCAAUGGGGAUCCCCGCAUUCUACCGUUGGCUCGUCGACCGCUACCCCCUCUCCGUCGUGGAGGUGAUCGAGGAAGCUCCCAAGGUCGUCAAUGGCGUCCGAGUCCCCGCCGACUCCACGGGCCCGAACCCUAACGGCGUAGAGUUCGACAACCUCUAUCUCGACAUGAAUGGGAUCAUCCACCCUUGCUUCCACCCCGAAGACCAGCUUGCGCCCAACUCAUAUGACGAGGUUUAUGAGGCCGUAUUUGAGUACAUAGAUCGCAUUUUCUUGUUGAUUCGGCCACGGAAGCUUCUUUUCAUGGCAAUUGAUGGGGUUGCACCACGAGCGAAGAUGAAUCAGCAACGAGCAAGGCGGUUCAGGGCUGCUAAAGAUGCGGCUGAUACAGCGGUAGAGGCCGAGAAGUUGGGGAAUGAGUUGAAGAGAGAAUUUGAAGAACUAGCUUGGCCAGAACAAAAUGGAAGUAUGGAUUCAAAUGUUAUCACACCCGGAACUAAGUUUAUGGCCUCCUUAUCUGUGGCUCUUCAAUACUACAUUCAACUGAGAUUGAACAGUGAUCCUGCAUGGCGCGGCAUCAAAGUCAUUCUUUCCGAUGCAAAUGUGCCUGGGGAGGGUGAGCACAAAAUAGCAUCAUAUAUCCGUGCACAGAGGAAUCUAUCGGGAUUUGACCCAAACACAAGGCAUUGCUUGUACGGAUUGGAUGCUGACUUGAUCAUGCUUGCUCUAGCAACACAUGAGAUUCAUUUCUCUAUUUUAAGAGAGGAUGUUCGAGUUGCACGGAAGAGUGAAAGAAUAGCCAAGUCACAUAUGAAAAGCCAAUUGUCUAGUCAAAGGGUGGGAAAGAGGGGGAUUAAAGAAGAUAAUGAUGGGAUCCGACGAAUAAAGUUUCAGUUCGUCCAUGUUUGGGUUCUGAGAGAGUAUUUAGAGCAUGACCUAAGGAUAUCAGAUGCUUCGCUGAAGAUUGACUUGGAGCGUUUGAUUGAUGAUUUAGUUUUCAUUUGUUUAUUUGUUGGAAAUGAUUUUCUACCGCAUAUUCCUUCACUGGAAAUAUCAGAGGGUGCAAUAGAUUUGCUAAUGAGGAUAUACAAAAAGGAGUUUGCUUGGAUGGGUGGUUAUCUAACUGACUCUUUCAAGGUGAAUUUGGAACGUGUGGAACAUUUUCUACAAGCUGUUGGAUCUCAUGAAUGUGCCAUUUUCCGACGACGAAUACAGGUGCAGAAAGAGAGGAAUUUUCGAUCUGGAUCCGUUUCAAGUGUGAAAGAGAAUGAAAGCAAGAAUGGUUCUAGUUGGAUGAACAGUUCCCAGGAAUUCACCAACGUAAUAUGUACAAGCACAACAAAAAAUGGACCAAGUGUUUCUCCAAUGAAAGAUCGGGUAAAGAUUGUUGAAGAAGUUUGGAAGGAAAAAUACUAUGCAGAGAAGUUUGAAGUUGAGAGUGAUGAUGACCGUGAAAAAUUGAAAAGAGAUGCCGUCAUGAAGUAUGUUGAAGGAAUCUGCUGGUUCAUGCACUAUUAUUAUCAAGGGGUCUGCUCCUGGCAAUGGUUCUAUCCAUACCAUUAUGCCCCAUUUGCUUCAGACUUUGUUGACUUAAAACAUUUGAAAAUUCACUUCACUCUUGGAGUUCCCUUCAAGCCAUUCGACCAAUUAAUGGGUGUAUUGCCUGCUGCGAGUGCACAUGCGCUACCCUUAUCAUACAGAAAAUUGAUGACCGAUCCUUCUUCAUCCAUCAUCGAAUUCUAUCCACCAGAUUUUGAACUGGAUUUGAAUGGCAAGCGUUUUUCUUGGCAGGCUGUUUGUAAAUUACCCUUUGUUGAGGAAUCCCGCCUUCUCGACGAAAUUAAGAAACUUGAGCACACAUUAACGGAUGAUGAGAAACGAAGGAAUAGCUGCUCGUUGGAUGCCCUAUUUGUUCACACGUCACAUCCAUUGGCAGCAAAGAUUGUUAAAUUCUUUGAGAGGAGGAAAGGUCAUCCAAAACUAUUGAAGGUCAAACUUAAAAAGAAACUUGAUCCUACACUCAGUGGUGGAAUGAGUGGGUACAUAUACAUAUCCGACAAGACCAUCCUUUCGUCUGAAACAUAUUCACCUGUUGAGGGCAUGAAGACUAUAGCAAAGAAUCGAACCAUAUUUGUGUACUACAAAGCCCCUCCAAAUCACAUUCACAUCCCUAAAUUACCAAUUGGAGCGACAUUACCCAAAAAGUCAAUUUCCAAGAAAGAUGUGCUACCGCCGCCAGUACCAUGGCAUGAGAAAUCAAGAGUACGAAGGCGUAUAUAUUCUGAAAAACCUAUUUCUAAUGCCAUUGCUGGGUCGCAUCUAUCAAUGAUUGCCCGUCGACUUGUGUCGAAAUAUUACCAUGAAAGGUUACAUCAAAGAGAUGCUGAUGAAGUUGAUAAUGUUAGCAGGGAAAAGAAUGUAGCAAAAGAGAACAACCGCAAGAGUAGCAUCCUAGGGAAAAGGAAACAAAGGGAUCAAGAUCGAAGAACCAAGAGGAAAAGAAGAAACAAACACAACAAAAGGAAAUAGGACUUAUUUAUCUUUUAUUUUACACAAACUAAUCUUUAGCCUAGAUCGAUGCUGGUUUUAAUUCGCAGCUGUGUUGUAACUUCUAAUUGUGUACUCAUAAUCUCUAGCAUCAACUAAACUUGUGCUAUUGAAACGGUAGUUAUGGAUUAACUGUAGCAGUAAAUAAAAAUCUUCGCUGUUGUCUUCUUCGAACAUCCAACUUUGCCCCGAGCAUGCACUUGAUUGCUUCAAGCCAGAUUUUUGUGGAAGUUUUGCGAAGAACAGCAAUGUUUUGUAUUGAAA